Molecule: messenger RNA, 1449 nt
Organism: Rotaria socialis
Lineage: Eukaryota; Metazoa; Rotifera; Eurotatoria; Philodinida; Philodinidae
Source: the annotation of a GenBank genome assembly
AUGUCGACGGAACCAAACAAUACUGAUAGAACUAAUGGUGCCGCCAGUCGACUGCUUAAUCGCGCAGCGAAUACAUUCAUACACAGUGACUCAAUCCAUGAAGCAAGCAGAACUGCCGUUGCUGUUGAAGAUGACAACAAUAGUCAACCUUUGACGUGGGUCGAUUCGUUAGCACAACUUGAUCGUGCGUUAUCGGGUGGCUUACUUCGUUUAUGCAACAGUGUUAUUGAUAUUGUUCUUCUCUCGUAUGGUCUUUAUUAUGGUACAAAAACGUGCAGCAUUUCUCACGCUUAUGCAUUUCUAUCAAUAUUCAUACUUGUUUUUGAUGCCAUGGCAAUCGCUACUAUUCUUCUAUUGUUCCCAAGAAAUUGGCGUCUACGCCAUACGACUCUGUCCGAAGAGACAACCUCAAAUCCAUAUCGCACAGGAACUCGUUUACGUAAUUUUUUUUACUUUCUCAGAUUUAUAUCCGUCUGCACUAGUACAGCCUAUGUAUUUACCUCGAAAAAGCCGCCUAAUAAUGAUUGUGAACUUAUUCGCUUUUAUCUCGGUGUUGUGUGCUUCAAUACAUGGGUAAUAUUUUUGAAUUGGCCACCAAAACCUUCACUUCCAGCACGACGAUCAUUAAUAGGAGAAAUAACACUUUUUCUCUUCUCGAUUAUUUAUAACGGUAUCUAUUUUGGUUGUGUGGCCUUUGCUAUGAGUGGAAAUAACGAGCAAGAAUGUGAAUACAAUCGAAUCGAAGAUCUAUAUUUUCGUGCACCACUCAAAUCAUUUGCCUAUGUCGGACUUAUUUUAAUUGUUUGUAGAGUUUGUAACAAUCUUCUAUACUCCGCUUUCAAUCGACUUUUUUAUCGUCUAACAACGUUGCGAACAUUUUUCAUCCGUCUGGCAGCUCUACAUUAUUUGAUAACUUAUUUGCUAGGUGUCACCUCUGGCUACUACUAUUCAGUGGGAGCCGUUCUUCUAUUUCAACCUCGUUCAGGUGGAUCGUGCUCUAUAGUAGCUCCCAAACUUUAUACGGUUCUUUUCGUAUGGGAGUUAAUUAUAGUUUUCUCCCCACUUGUUAUAUGGUGUGUAUUAAUUAUUCUUUGUUGUCUUGGUGCUGUACUUGGAGUUUGUCUCGCAAGUUGCUUACCCGCAUCGAUUACUGUUCCACUUCUAAGAGCAAUGGGGGGAAGGCUUCAUGGUAAUACUGGAACGCCCCAUGAAAAUCCACCAGCAUCACCAGCUACUAUCGAUGCCUUGCCAAUGAUAUUCUUCGGCCAAGCAUCCGAUGAAUUCAAUCAAAAGGAAUGUGCUAUUUGUCAAUCGGAUUAUGAACCAAAUGAAAAAGCAAAACGAUUACCGUGUGGUCAUAUUUUCCAUGAGCCUUGUGUAGCCCAUUGGCUUUCAAUUACACGCAUCUGUCCUGUAUGUCGUCACCGCAUACCAUCAACUGGUAUUUAG